GAAAAUGCCGAAAAGAAAGUACCAGAUCAAGCACUCAUGUACAAGGAAAUUCGCAAAAGGAAAGAAGGAAAGACUUAUAUGUCAUCUUAUGAGGAAACUGUUCCAGGCUCAUUGAAGAGUGAACUUUUGGGAAGAUAUACCAAGAAAAGAAAACAAUCUCUUAAUUGUGGGACUGUACAUUGUCAGGAUGACAGCUUUGACGAUGAUGGAGCAAAUAAUUAUGAUAAAACCAUUCAUGAAAAUGCUGAGAGAAUAGAGAAUGAAGAAGGCGAAGAAGGAGGAGAAAAAGAAAUAGACUGA
Molecule: messenger RNA, 300 nt
Organism: Striga asiatica
Lineage: Eukaryota; Viridiplantae; Streptophyta; Magnoliopsida; Lamiales; Orobanchaceae
Source: the annotation of a GenBank genome assembly